Molecule: messenger RNA, 1533 nt
Organism: Rhizoctonia solani
Lineage: Eukaryota; Fungi; Basidiomycota; Agaricomycetes; Cantharellales; Ceratobasidiaceae
Product: alpha-amylase
Exons: 14
Coding region: 1-1533 (510 amino acids)
Biological process (GO): carbohydrate metabolic process
Molecular function (GO): hydrolase activity, hydrolyzing O-glycosyl compounds; calcium ion binding
Source: RefSeq, a predicted model, not a curated record
AUGGCUACUCAUGCGAACAUCGAGUAUUCGACUAAACGUCCCAAGGAACAGGACUUGAACUACACUAUGGUCCAAGCCUUUGAAUGGUACAGUCCAGGUGGCGGUGUUCACUGGAAUACGCUCAAGGAUCGUGUCCAAGAGCUGUCAGACAUGGGGGUCACCGCCAUGUGGCUGCCACCCCCUACCAAGGCAUCUAGCCAGAACUCAGUGGGAUAUGACAUAUACGAUGUAUGGGACCUCGGCGAAUUUGACCAAAAGGGCGGAAAACGAACCAAUUAUGGCACUAAGGAAGAGCUCGUGGAUCUUGUGCGAUAUGCACAUGAGAAUGGGAUCGUCGGGUAUGUCGAUGCCGUCCUCAACCAUAAAUUUGGUGCAGACCGUACCGAACGUUUCCGUGCAACUGAGGUCGACCCAAAUGAUCGUACACGCGACAUUACAGACAAGUACGACAUUGAGGCAAGUGGAUGGACCGCCUUUGAUUUCCCUGGACGUAACGGCAAAUACAGUCAACUCAAGUGGACGUUUAACCACUUCACAGGUGUUGACUAUAAUAAUGACGGUGGUAAGAAAGCGAUCUUCCGAAUUGACGGCGAUGGGAAGAACUGGGCCCAGGGAGUCGAUCAUGAGAAUAGGAACUAUGACUAUCUAAUGGGCGCUGACAUUGAUCAUCGUCAUCCUGAGGCCCAUGACGACCUACUUGCCUGGGGAAAAUGGGUUAUCGAUGAGAUUGGAGCUGCUGGGUUCCGUUUCGACGCAAUCAAGCAUAUCGAUGAUGUGUUCAUCGCUGAAUUUGUCAAACAUGUGCGAGCUGAAACCCACAAAUCGUCCAUGUUCGCGGUUGGAGAAUUCUGGAAGGACAGCCUUGAAGACAUCAACAACUACCUGAAUAAACUUGGGACACAGUUUAGUGUUUUUGAUGCACCACUUCAUUAUAACUUCAAGGAGGCAAGCGAAGCUGGGAACAAUUUUGACCUGCGUGAGAUCUUCAGUGGUACCUUAGUCAAGAGCCGCCCUAUGGAUGCAGUUACCCUUGUGGACAAUCACGAUACACAGAUAGGUCAAGCCCUAGAGUCCUGGGUAUCUCCGUGGUUCAAACCGCUUGCGUACGCGCUCAUCUUGCUCCGCGGAGAUGGCUACCCAUGUGUAUUCUGGGGAGACCUUUAUGGUUGCGGCGGAGACAACCCACAACCGCCGGUCAACCAACUCGCGGAUAUUAUCCGUGCUCGCAAGCUUUUUAGUUACGGAGAGACGCGAGAUGUUUGGGACCAUGCUAAUUGUGUUGGAUGGGUUCGCGCCGGUGACGAACACCAUGAUGGUUGUGCAGUAGUGAUUUGCAAUGGCGACGAAGGCGCUAAAUUCCUUGACGUCGGAAAAGAUCAUGCGGGCGAAAAGUGGACGGACUUGUUGAAUUGGCACGACGGCGAAGUAACUAUCGGAGAAGAAGGCUGGGCAGAAUUCCGCUGUCCGGCUCGUUCCAUAAGCAUAUGGACCAAGAGUGAUGCCCGUGGUCGGGAAGAAUUCAAGAAGGACUAA